This is a messenger RNA of Carlito syrichta (Philippine tarsier), 1385 nucleotides long. RefSeq names its product serpin family B member 10 (gene SERPINB10). Gene Ontology annotation, molecular function: serine-type endopeptidase inhibitor activity. The record is from RefSeq and is a predicted model, not a curated record. Gene Ontology annotation, biological process: negative regulation of endopeptidase activity. Lineage: Eukaryota; Metazoa; Chordata; Mammalia; Primates; Tarsiidae. The transcript is spliced from 10 exons. Bases 178 to 1371 code for a protein of 397 amino acids.
CACUGGCUUGGAGCUGCUGGAAAGCGAAAUAACCUAUGACAAGCUCAAAAAGUGGACCAGCAAGGAAAUGAUGGCUGAAGAUGAUGUUGAGUUAAAAGUUACCUAACUCUUCAGCCACAAACUCUUACUAAAGGAAUUGCCAAUUCUGCUUCAGCGGAAGAAAGCAAGUUUUUCUGAAUGGAUUCUAUAACAGCAUCAAUCAACCAGUUUGCCCUGAAUUUUAGCAAAAAGCUAGCUGAAUCUGCUGAGGGUAAAAAUAUUUUCUUUUCUCCCUGGAGUAUCGCAACUUCCUUGGCCAUGGCGUAUUUGGGCACCAAAGGUCCCACUGCAGCUCAAAUGGCCCAGGUGCUUCAAUUUAACAGAGACCAGGAUGUCAAAUCUGGUCCUGAAAGUGAAAAGAAAAGAAAAAUGGAAUCCAACUUGGGCAAGGUUGAAGAAAUACACUCUGAUUUCCAAAAACUGAUCUCAGAAAUCCUGAAGCCCAGCAAUGCCUAUAUACUUAAAACAGCCAAUGGGAUAUAUGGCGAGAAAACAUAUCCAUUUCACAUUAAAUAUUUAGAAGACAUGAAGACAUAUUUUGGUGCAGAGCCACAGUCUGUUAACUUUGUGGGAGCCCCUGACCAAAUCAGGAAGGAUAUCAACUCCUGGGUUGAAAGCCAGACUGAGGGUAAAAUCCUGAAUCUCCUGCCUGACGACGCUGUGGAUUCUACAACCAGAAUGGUUCUGGUGAAUGCCCUUUACUUUAAAGGCACCUGGGAACAUAAAUUCUUAGAGCAAAACACCAUAGAAAAGCCUUUCAGAAUAAACAAGACGACAAGCAAACCAGUGCAAAUGAUGUCUAUGAAAGAAAAACUUGAUAUUUUUCACAUAGAAAAGCCACAAGCCACAGGCCUUCAACUCUACUAUGCUAGUCAUGACCUCAGCCUGCUUAUAUUACUUCCAGAAGAUAUAAGUGGACUGGAACAGCUGGAAAAAGCCAUCACCUAUGAGAAAUUGAAUGAGUGGGCCAACACAGAUAUGAUGGAAUUGUACGAAGUGCAGCUGCAGCUUCCCAAGUUCAAGCUGGAAGAGAGUUAUGACCUUAAGUCAACACUGAGUAGCAUGGGCAUGAGUGAUGCCUUCAGCCAGAGCAAAGCUGAUUUUUCAGGAAUGUCUUCGGAGAAAAAUCUCUUUCUGUCCAAUGUUUUCCACAAGGCUUUUGUGGAAAUAAACGAGCAAGGUACCAAGGCUGCAGCUGGCACUGGGAGUGACAUCAGUUUACGAAUUAGAGUCCCCUCCAUUGAAUUCAAUGUAGAUCACCCAUUCCUCUUCUUCAUCAGACACAAUAAAACCAAUAGCAUCCUUUUUUGUGGAAGAUUCUGCUCCCCCUAAACGCUGCAUCUCUC